GAAGUCUGCUAGAAUAACAUUCGUCGUUGCAUAGGCUACUGUAAGGUCUGUGGGGCAGAACAAAUUUAGGGAAAGGGUUAUGGAGAGGCGUUUGACUUAACGGACUACAACACUGCUAUGUUUGGUCGGAGGAGCGGGUUGCUUUCCAAAAUACGCCUCUCUGGGAUCCGAAGGAUAGCCCAUUAAUUCAUACGAGAGCGCAACCGGUAGCCGUCAGCUACUUCUUCUCCACUGUGUCUGGGACAUCAGAUUCUAUUUCAGGACAGUUAACCACAAUAUGAGAAAACACAUGCCCACUUUCUAGAAAACAUUCGCUGUUAUUCUUUCCAGAUGUGGUCAUCGGGACGAUGCUGAAAAACUUUGGUCCUUCAUCCAAAAUGCCUGCAUAACAUUGUGAACAGCUGGGGGCUCGCGCUAUUGUUUAUAUAUUUUUUGUUUUAGCAGUCUAGAGAAACUUUUCUCCUUUUCAUCAUACAUUGUUUCUAUCGUCUGUUGAUCUUUGGAACAAACACGCCAUGGCUGAACACGAAAGUUUGCAGUUUGGGAAGGCGGAUUUUGUUCUGCUGGACAACGUGUCCAUUGAAGAAUUUAUGGCUAACCUCAAGCUCAGGUUUGAAAAGGGCCGCAUCUACAGCUACAUUGGGGAGGUGGUGGUGUCGGUUAACCCUUACCGUGCCAUGAACAUCUACGGCCGCGAGGUCAUCGAGCAGUACAAGGGCCGCGAGCUGUACGAGCGCCCGCCGCACCUCUUCGCCAUCGCCGACGCCGCAUACAAGGCCAUGAAGAGGAGGAAUAAGGACACCUGCAUUGUCAUCUCAGGGGAGAGUGGUGCGGGCAAGACGGAGGCCAGCAAGUACAUCAUGCAAUACAUCGCUGCUAUCACCAACCCCAGCCAAAGAGCGGAGGUGGAGAGGGUCAAGAACAUGCUGCUCAAGUCCAACUGUGUCCUGGAGGCGUUCGGCAACGCCAAGACCAACCGCAACGACAACUCCAGUCGCUUCGGCAAGUACAUGGACAUCAACUUCGACUUCAAGGGGGACCCCAUCGGCGGACACAUCAACAACUACCUGCUAGAGAAGUCCAGAGUUAUCUUCCAGCAGGAAGGAGAGAGAAGUUUUCACUCCUUCUACCAGCUGGUGAAAGGAGCCCCAGAGUCUCUCCUGCGCUCUCUGCAUGUCCAGAAGGAUGGCUCUGUCUACAACUUCAUCAAAGUCGGCAUACACAUAAAGUCCUCCAUCAACGACGGUGCUGAUUUCAAGGCGGUGGCUGACGCCAUGAAGGUGAUUGGCUUCACUCCGGAUGAGAUCCAAACUGUUUACAAAAUCCUAGCGGCCAUACUGCACCUGGGCAACCUGAAGUUCGGCACAGACGGGGACGUGACUCUGAUCGAGAACAACAAGCUGGUGUCGGUGCUGGGGGACCUGUUGUCCACCAAGGAGGAGAACGUGGAGAAGGCCCUGCUCUUCCGCACCGUGGCCACGGGGAGAGACAUCAUCGAUAAGCAACACACGGACCAGGAGGCCGGCUACGGCAGAGACGCACUGGCCAAGGCCAUUUAUGAACGCCUCUUCUGCUGGAUCGUGGGCCGAAUCAACGAUGUCAUCGAGGUGAAGAACUACGACGCCAGAGUGCAUGGGAAGAACACGGUCAUCGGCGUGCUGGACAUCUAUGGCUUUGAGAUCUUCCAGAACAACAGCUUUGAGCAGUUCUGCAUUAACUACUGCAAUGAGAAGCUCCAGCAGCUCUUCAUCCAACUAGUACUGAGGCAGGAACAGGAAGAGUACCAGCGAGAAGGCAUCCCCUGGACACAUAUUGACUUCUUCAAUAACCAGAUCAUAGUGGACCUGGUGGAGCAGCAGCAUAAGGGGAUCUUCGCCAUGCUGGAUGAGGCCUGCAUGAACGUGGGCAAGGUGACCGACGUGACCUUCCUGAACGCCCUCAAUGGCAAACUGGCCAAGCACGCCCACUACACCAGCCGCAAGCUCGCUCCGACUGACAAGACUCUUGAGUUCGACCGGGACUUCCGCAUCAGGCACUAUGCAGGGGACGUGGCGUACUCUGUAGUGGGCUUCAUAGAUAAGAACAAGGACACCCUGUUUCAAGACUUCAAGAGGCUCUUGUACAACAGUUCCAACCCUGUGCUGAAGGCCAUGUGGCCGGAGGGGAAGCUGAGCAUCACCGAGGUAACCAAGAGGCCGCUGACCGCCGCCACACUCUUCAAGAACUCCAUGAUCUCCCUGGUGGAGAACCUCGCCUCCAAGGAGCCCUACUAUGUGCGCUGCAUCAAGCCUAAUGACGUCAAGUCUCCGCUGCUGUUUGAGGAGGAGCGCUGUCGGCAUCAGGUGGAGUACCUGGGCCUGCUGGAGAACGUGCGCGUCAGGCGCGCCGGCUUCGCCAACCGACAGUUAUACCCACGCUUCCUGCAGAGGUACAAGAUGAUCUCGGAGUUCACGUGGCCCAACCACGACCUGCCGUCGGACAAGGACGCGGUGAAGAAGCUGCUGGAGGACCAAGGCUUCAAGCACGACGUGGCUUACGGCAAGACCAAGGUCUUCAUCCGCACGCCGCGCACCAUCUUCAGCCUGGAGGAGAAGCGGGCAGACAUGGUGCAGAGGAUCAUACUGUUCCUGCAGAAGGUGUGGCGUGGCACCAUUGCCCGCAUGCGUUACCGGCGAAUGCGCGCGGCCGUCAUCAUCAUCCGGGCGUACCGCCGCUACAAGGUGAAGUCCUACAUAAAAGAGGUCAACCACCGCUUCAAGAACGUGCGCGGUAUGAAAGAUCAUGGGAAGCACGUCAAGUGGCCCACGCCACCCAAGGUGCUGCGCAAGUUCGAGGAGGCCUGCAAGAGCAUCUACAACAGGUGGUGGGCCUGGACCAUCAUCAAGGGCUUCAACCCUGAGGAGAUGCUGCAGGUGCGGGCCAAGGUGGCCACGCUGGAGUGCCUCAAGGGCCAGAGAACCGACCUGGGCCUCCAGAGAGUCUGGGAGGGUAACUACCUGAAGCGGGAUAGUCCUGAGACUGCCUCGUCCUUCACCCUGGUGUCCAGCGACCUUCAGCGCAAGGACAAGUUCAUGAGGGUCCUCUUCUCCUCCAACGUCCGCAAGAUCAACCACUUCAACAAGGCUGAGGACCGAACAGUGCUGAUAACAGACCGCCACCUGUACAAGAUGGACCCCGUGAAGCAGUACAAGCCCAUGAAGAGCAUCCCCCUCUACAACGUGACGGGCGUGAGUGUGUCUCCGGGUAAGGACCAGCUGGUGGUCUUCCACACUAAAGACGGCCGAGACCUGGUGGUGUGUCUGCAGGGCAUGACCCCCGCUGGUGAGAGCCGCAUCGGGGAGCUGGUGGGCACACUCUUCAGCCACUUCAAGAGUGAGAAGAGGAAGCUGCAGGUGAACAUAGCCAGCCCCAUCCAGUGCAGCAUGAACGGCAGAAAGUCCACCGUGGUGGUGGAGACCAAGAUCAACCAAUCGCAGCCUGACUUCACCAAGGGCCGCUCGGGGUACAUCCUCUCCGUGCCCGCCAAUUAGGGGAGCGCUCUAGAGAGUUCCCGGGGCCUGAUUGGUUGGCUGCUUGGUUGGGGUGUAGGUGGGUCCUGUCACCCGAUACUGUGGGGGGUUCUUUGGGGCGUAUUCCAAAGAGGUGGUUGAGUUGCUAACCCGGCUAUGUUUAACCCCACAGAGUCAGUUGUAAACCUCCUAAUAGAAGAGACUUGCAGGUUUGUCCUGCAAUCAAAACAAAGCCACACGCCUCUUCUAUUACUAGAGUUACCACUUGCUUUGAAGUAACGUACCCAGAGGGGCAAUUCCAAGAAUAUGGUUAAGUGAUAAACCACACUUGGUUAACCUCCAUGGUAAACCUGCUUCUAGGUUUUUCUUUUAUUUAAGAAAAUGAGGGCUCUGGGCUCUUCUAUUAAAUGAUUUACCACUUCCCCAAGGUUGAUUUAAACUGGUUUACUACGGAACCAUCUUCUUGGGAUAGCCCUCAGGUAAGUGAAAGUCAUGGGGAUCGCCAUUGCCAUUUUGUAAUCCCCAACCACCAACCACCCCCUACUCUCCACCCCACUCUACCCUGCCUCUACCCUGUCACACCACUCAGCACCCUACCCUGCGCCUGCAAGCACCACUUUUCACAUAGGACUGAACUGAUUAUUAUUUUUUUUCAGUGAUCAAAGCCAUACAUACCAAAAUUCUGCAAUGAAACUGGGUUUUUUUGUAGAAACUCCUAUAAGCCCACUACUCCAGCUUAGCGUGGGAGAAUAAUGUUCGUUGUCAGCAAUUGUACGAUGUGGGUAUUGUAAUUUUUAUGCUGUCAUUUGCUUUUUGUUAUUUUUGUUAUUAAUAAUUAUUAAUAACUUGCUUGUAAUUCAUUAUAUUCUGUGCUUAUGACCAAAGUCAUUCACCAAAGAACCCGCAAACUCUGACAGUAAGGGUUAAAUGGGGAGUUUGAAAACAUACCCAAACAAGGGGUUGAACUGAUUUUCUUUUUGUUUCUUUUUCCCUUUUUUAAGCAGCCAAAUGAAGAAUUUUGGGGGUAAACAUCACUGUAAUGUUGUUGCGAAGCAGUGUAAUAUUUAGACUGAGAUUUGAGAUAAUGCUCUGAUUCCCUAGAAGGGCAUUGCCUAUUUGGUAAUUCACAAAAGAGAUUAUAUCAAAUCACAGCUUAGAGCGUGAUUAUGUUUGACCUUUUUCUGUUGAUUCUGUUCAUUUGAGUCAAUGACAUUGGCAAAUUAGUUUUGGAAAUGUGUGUACUUAAGAAAUCUUUCAAAAAAUCCCUUUUUACUUUUGAAGUGGAGACCAAAUUUUGUAGUGUGUGCGUUUGUGCGUGCGUGCGUGUGUGUGGAAAGGGGAUGUUGAGCAUGCCCUUGUGAUCUUGCUUGGCUCGUAGAAGAGCUUUAAAACUCUAUGCUAACUUAAUCACCUUUUAUUGUAACCUUUUACGUUUAUUAUAACACUAUGCAAUAAGAAGUAAUGCAAAAAAGCAAAAAAACAAAAAAAGAGCGAGCCUACAUUGUAUGUUCUUUAAGCAAUGUAGCCUAUAUCCUAAAAUGCUCUAUUAUUAUCCAUUCAACAUAAGAGCGAUAAGGAUAUUAUGAUUAUCAACAUUGGACUAGUUGAAUUACUAUGGAGUAGCUGCUUUGUGUGUACUAUGCUCAAUAUAAAUGGCACUAAGAUAUGACGUUAACAGUGAGUUCCACUGCCCAAGCCGACAGCCAUGCUGCACUUUUUCAUCCAGUCUUAAGUGUAAUCCACCCAUUAGGUUCAGUCUGGUGUAGUGUGGGGUGUUGGAGAUUGGCAAAGCUGAACAGAUAGAAACAAGCCGAGAUGAGAUGAGAUGAAGGCUACAUACUCCUUCCCUUGGUAGUAUGGUGACUAGUGAAGUUUCAGGACUGUUUAAGGUUCAAUUCCAUUAACUCUUAGCCCAGAUAGGAGGACAGUAUUGUAGAACCCAAACAUUGAAAUCACUCCAUAUUCUCCAUUCACCAAAGGCAAAAAAUCUAUCCAUUAACACAUAACCAUCAUUCUAUCUGUCUGUCUGUGCUGUAAGCCGAAUGAGAUUUUAAAUGACUCCGAAAUACAGCCCAUCUACAGUCUCGUCUUUCGUCUUGUCUCGUCAGUCCCCUCAUGUUUCCCUCUCCUCUGCGGCAGACUUUUUCAUCUUUUUUCUCUCUCCCCCCGCCCUCUUUUUUCAUAUAUCCACCAUGCUGACAGAUCUGGGCGUUUUUAAACGGCUCGUUGGCUUCGUAAUGUUAUGACUCAUGCGAAGCCUCCAAAAUAGCUGCAUGAAAAAUGUUUCCAUGUCACCGGCGUGUGUGUGUCUGUGGAUGGGUGGGUGGGAUCUUUGAAAAUUGCAUAAUAUGUCAUUUAUGAAUGGUAAAGCCAGCCCCACAUACAUAGACAUACGUCUUUUGCUUUGCAUCUCUUAAUUCUCUCUUAAUUCUUUGCAUCUUAUCGACUGAAACUUCCGCACAUCUGUUAUUUUUUGUUCUAAAUAUAGCUAGUAUUAUUGAUUAUCUUGGUUGUGUGGGCGUGCAUGCAUGCAUCUGUUUGUCGGAUGAGACAUCCCAGUUUCCUGUGUUAUUGACUCGGAGCAACAGGAUGCAUUGGAGUUUUGAUGAGAGAGAGAGAGCGAGAGAGAGAGAGAGAGAGAGAGAGAGAGAGAGAGAGAGAGAGAGAGAGAGAGAGAGAGAGAGAGAGAGAGAGAAAGAAGGGAAGAAAGAAGGGGGAAACUCCCAGGGCGCGUGCCCUACUUUGAGCUAAAACCUUUUCCUCCGAGGAUGAGAAGUGCCAAACGCCCCGCCCUUGAUAUCACAAGCCAUAGUCACGACUAUCCGCAAGAGUACGCCGAAGAAACUAUUUUCUCUCCCCCUUUUUUGCUCCUCUAAUUACAGCCCGUCUCCGUAACAGUAGCUCAAGAAGCUUGUCUGCAAGAUUUGACUUAUAAUCAGUUAAUUGGCGCCAGGACUGCAGAUAGUGUAGUUCGAGACGGGUCCCCUCUGCUGUGGUAUGUGGGGGGAUAAGGGGUUGGCUUGAGGUUGGGACAGCAGUGUGAUGUGGCAGAAGCUAGCGGGCUUGCAGUAGUUCACGGAGCUAUUUUUUUUAUAAUUUUCAUGAAUUAUAGAUUUAUUGUAUACUACUCUUAACACUGAGAGUGUGUCGUCAUGGUCCUCUUCUUUCAAAAUAGCUUUAUUAUUCCAGCACCGUCUGUCAAAAAGUAAAUGAUCAUUGCAUUAUUAGUCAAAGGUGGAUCCGCCACAAUGUGGGGGGAAAUAUGGCGACUUUUGCAUCAAAUGUGGGCGGACACAGCUGCUUUGAUGUAAACUAUGCAUGAAAUGGAUCCAAAAAUAAGAUUCUGACUUCCCAAUUUCACAACAUGGCAUUCUACAUCUGCUGAAUGGCAGUACAUGCACACACUGAAAAAUGGUGCGGCCUGAUGACCAGAUAACAGUGCCCACGCGCUGCCAUCAGUGUGAGUGUUCAGGCACCAGCUUAUGCUGAUGCUGGAUGGUUUGUGGAGCGAACUUAACAUCACUUGUAUUUCAGCAGCCAGUGGAGAUUGAAGAAUAGAGAAAAGAGAGAGAGAGAAGAGAAGAGGAGAGAGAGAAGAGAGUACCCACUCUUUUGCAUUGAGUAGCUCAUCUGGCAUAGCCAUUUCCUCUCUGAAUUGCUUGCUGGGCAGACAGCUCGACUUUAAGGAGAUUAGAACAAGGCACUGUGUGCUUGCCCACUCACUUUGUAACGCUUUGUCACAUAGGCAUAAAAAAUAGGACAUCUUUAGAGCGGUAUGGGCGUCUGUUUUUUAUGCCGUCUUUUUUUACUGUGUAUGUAACAUUUCGUUUACCCAAUUCAGAAGCAAUUUGUUCUUCAGUCGGUGAGCAGUUUUGUAAGUUCUAACAUUGUUUGACAGCAGCUGUUUCUUAACCAAAAAACAAAUCCCAUAACAGGCAAAAAGAGAGCCUCUGCAUUUAUGAAAUGUUUCUUCCCUGAAAGUAAUAGGAUAGUCCCGUUUGAUGUAGUAGCUUGUCAGUGCUAUGUGAAGUGACGCUUUGCAGCCUGCACAGUGGAUAUGUGUAAUUCUAUUCAUAUUGAUUCAGCAGUAUCACGUCUACCCCUGUCUCUUGUUCUCUGACUGCACUGUGUCUUGCUUCUCCCAACUUCCCCUUUCUUCUGUUCUUGUCCAGAUGCGUCCUUAAAAGUGCCUUUAAGCGUCCUCUAAAUUUGUGUCUUGAUGUUGAGAACCUGUUGUUGCCCUAUUUCUGACUAGAAAUAACCUUUAUGUUCCUCUUGUAUUUGCUUGUGCUGUUCAUGGUAUAUUCCACUCAGUCACUUGCUAUUCCGAUUCGUGUAUGUGCCUAAUUUUUUUGUACUGUGUAUGUAUUUAAGUAAUAUAUUAAAUGUAUUGAGUGUAAAUGAUUGGGGUUAUGAUGAUGGAACAGAUGAAAGGGAACAUAAUCUAAAGUUUUGUUUUUUGGUCCAAAUGUAUGUUUAUAUGGGAUACCACAUGAUAUUUUUUUGUUUUCCACCAAUAGAUUUGAAGAAUGUGAUGGUCUGUUCAUUUUUUAGUUGCUCCUUCAUUGCAUUUUAUUUUGUGUAUUUGCUCAGUCCUUCAUGAAAUUGUGCAACCGUCCAUAGUUUUGAGUUAAGAAAAUAAAUGUGCUUUGUUUCAUACACAUC
This is a messenger RNA of Engraulis encrasicolus (European anchovy), 8174 nucleotides long. It is a transcript of the gene myo1d, whose product is annotated as myosin 1D. Gene Ontology annotation, molecular function: ATP binding; actin filament binding; microfilament motor activity. The transcript has 22 exons. Lineage: Eukaryota; Metazoa; Chordata; Actinopteri; Clupeiformes; Engraulidae. Gene Ontology annotation, biological process: actin filament organization; vesicle transport along actin filament. Gene Ontology annotation, cellular component: myosin complex; actin cytoskeleton; plasma membrane. The record is from RefSeq and is a predicted model, not a curated record. The coding region runs from base 516 to 3530 and encodes 1004 amino acids.